Molecule: messenger RNA, 667 nt
Organism: Dinoponera quadriceps
Lineage: Eukaryota; Metazoa; Arthropoda; Insecta; Hymenoptera; Formicidae
Product: transcription elongation factor 1 homolog
Exons: 3
Coding region: 247-495 (82 amino acids)
Biological process (GO): transcription elongation by RNA polymerase II
Cellular component (GO): transcription elongation factor complex
Molecular function (GO): RNA polymerase II complex binding
Source: RefSeq, a predicted model, not a curated record
CUAGCCUGACCUAACCUAACAAAAAUAGGCAUAAAAGAAUAUUGCGGGUUGAAGGGAUUUGUUGUUUUGCGUGAUCCGUCAAUAAACCAGCUUCGUAAAGAUCGCGUUAACCUAAUUUUAUCGCAAAGGAUAAGUAAAUAGGAGAAAGCACAAUACACGGUACAAUCUUAAUAAGGACUGGUAGAGAUGUUUAUGUAGAACGAAGAGGAAGAUCGAGUGAAGUACACGCAAUUGUUUAUCGAUCAAAUGGGUCGGCGCAAGAGCAAAAGAAAGCCACCUAUUAAGAGGAAGGCUAUCCAACCACUGGACACACAAUUCAAUUGUCCAUUUUGCAAUCAUGAAAAGUCAUGUGAUGUUAAAAUGGACAAAUCGAGAAACACAGCCAAGAUAACAUGUAGAGUGUGCUUAGAGGACUUUCAGACAACUGUGAACUUACUCUCGGAACCUUUAGAUGUGUACAAUGAUUGGAUCGACGCCUGUGAGAAUGCUAAUUAAGAAAUCAUCAAUUAUGCGAUCUAGAUAAGAUUUCUAUGUAUCUAUAAAUAAUAGUUUGUAUACAUUAGCUGAAACUUGAUCUUUUAAUCAAAUUAUAUUAAUAUUAUUGUUAUAGUUUUAUCUAAAUUGCUUUGUGAAUGAUAGAUAUUCUGAUAUGAUGUAAUGUAGCUAU